Messenger RNA from Eriocheir sinensis (Chinese mitten crab), 870 nucleotides. Its product is annotated as octapeptide-repeat protein T2-like. Lineage: Eukaryota; Metazoa; Arthropoda; Malacostraca; Decapoda; Varunidae. Bases 1 to 870 code for a protein of 289 amino acids. The transcript is spliced from 3 exons. The record is from RefSeq and is a predicted model, not a curated record.
AUGACGAGACUAAUGGUGAUCGCGGAAUACGACAGCUACCGAGGAAAGGAAGCCGAGGAAAGGAAGCCGAGGAGAGCAAGCCGAGGAUACCAAGCCGAGGAGAGCAAGCCGAGGAGAGCAAGCCGAGGAGAGCAAGCCGAGGAGAGCAAGCCGAGGAGAGCAAGCCGAGGAGAGCAAGCCGAGGAGAACAAGCCGAGGAGAGCAAGCCGAGGAGAGCAAGCCGAGGAGAGCAAGCCGAGGAUACCAAGCCGAGGAGAGCAAGCCGAGGAGAGCAAGCCGAGGAGAGCAAGCCGAGGAGAGCAAGCCGAGGAGAGCAAGCCGAGGAGAGCAAGCCGAGGAGAGCAAGCCGAGGAGAGCAAGCCGAGGAGAGCAAGCCGAGGAGAGCAAGCCGAGGAGAGCAAGCCGAGGAGAGCAAGCCGAGGAGAGCAAGCCGAGGAGAGCAAGCCGAGGAGAGCAAGCCGAGGAGAGCAAGCCGAGGAGAGCAAGCCGAGGAAAGCAAGCCGAAGAGAGCAAGCCGAGGAGAGCAAGCCGAAGAGAGCAAGCCGAGGAGAGCAAGCCGAGGAGAGCAAGCCGAGGAGAGCAAGCCGAGGAGAGCAAGCCGAGGAGAGCAAGCCAAGGAUAGCAAGCCGAAGAGACCAAGCCGAUACAAACUUGGCCAGCAUUCUUACACACUUUUGGCGAUCACAACAAACCAUUUCCAAGGUCCACACAAUAGGUAUGCACAAGGACGCUGCGGACGGCGGCCCCCACGUGUUCACCUGUCCUUUAGCUCCGCCCGUGCGUCUAAACGUAACCACCCGCAUCUGUAUCAAGCACUUUCUCACUCCACUGAACGAGAACGGGGCAGUAUCCGGUGACGUCUGCGGUUGA